AUGGAACGAGUGUAUUUAGCCAAUCUGCAAAACCGAGUAACUUUGUUGUUUAUUUCAUUAUUACAAGAAUUUAAGUACCAUAAAGAAAGCACCGAGAUGUACUUUUAUGGAUACGAACUACGUAUUCAUUAUCAAGAUGAAAUAUCAGUUAUUAAACUUGCGUGCGAGCGCUAUCAAAGAAGCACAGCUAGUAAAGAAAAUAAUGGUCAAAAAAUUUUAUAG
Molecule: messenger RNA, 222 nt
Organism: Arctia plantaginis
Lineage: Eukaryota; Metazoa; Arthropoda; Insecta; Lepidoptera; Erebidae
Source: the annotation of a GenBank genome assembly